Messenger RNA from Hemicordylus capensis (graceful crag lizard), 4015 nucleotides. RefSeq names its product SET and MYND domain containing 3 (gene SMYD3). Gene Ontology annotation, cellular component: nucleus. The record is from RefSeq and is a predicted model, not a curated record. The transcript has 12 exons. Lineage: Eukaryota; Metazoa; Chordata; Lepidosauria; Squamata; Cordylidae. The coding region runs from base 181 to 1449 and encodes 422 amino acids. Gene Ontology annotation, molecular function: protein binding; histone methyltransferase activity.
AAAUGGAACUUCAAUGCAUGCCUGCCUCCCUGGAACGCAACGUGCUGAAGGCAAGCUCUUUUUGCCCUGACUAAAGAUGGCUCCGUCGGCAACGAGAGCGGCGUUACGUGCGGCCAGAGGCGGGAAGCGUCCUGGUGGCCGGGCCCCUCCAGCGCUCGCUUUUGCUCUGUGAAAGGAGAAAUGGAGAAGUUUGCAAGCGCGGGCAGAGGCAAUGGCUUGCGCCUUUUGAAGGAGGCGAAGCCUGGGGAGCUCCUCUACCGCGCGGAGCCUUUCGCGUACACCGUCACCAAGAAGCGCCUGGGAGGCGUGUGCGAGCGCUGCCUGCGCAGGAAGGAACGGCUACUACGGUGUUCUCAAUGCAAAGUUGCAAGAUACUGUGAUGUACGUUGUCAGAAAGAAGCAUGGCAGGACCACAAACGGGAAUGCAAGUGCAUUAAGAGUACUGAGCCCAACUUUCCCCCAGACUCCGUGAGACUUGUUGGCAGGAUCAUUUUCAAAUUAUUAAGACAAUCAACAUGCCCAUCUGAAGAACUCUACUCUCUUUCUGAUCUGCAUUCAAAUGUUGAAGGGUUAAGUGAAGAAAUGAGAGAAGGCCUUGGGUACCUUGCAAGAACACUGGAGCUGUAUUUGAAGGUGGAAAUCCAUGAUGCUUCUCAGCUGCCAUCUGGCUUAGAUGUUUUUCAGAUCUUCGCAAAAGUGACUUGUAACUGUUUCAGCAUUAGUAACGGAGAGAUGCAGGAUGUUGGUGUUGGCCUUUAUCCGAGCAUGUCUUUACUGAACAACAGUUGUGAUCCAAACUGUGCAAUAGUCUUUGAGGGUCCUCAGCUCCAACUUCGCACAAUCCAGGAGAUUCAGAUGGGUGAAGAGCUCACCAUUAGCUAUAUUGAAACAAUGAUGCCCAGCAUGGACCGUCAGCAACAUCUGCAGCGCCAAUAUUGUUUUGUAUGUGACUGCCCUAUGUGCUGCACACAAAGCAAGGAUGCUGACAUGUUGGCAGGUGAUGAGGAGGCUUGGAAAGAAGCCAAAGAAUUUUUAAAUAAAACAGCUGCAAAGUCACAAGAAGAAUGGGAACAGGUUCUGGAGAUAUGCCAGGCGUUACUAAAGAAGAAUACCACUCGUCUCCCAGAUACAAACAUCUACCAGCUAAAAGUACUUGACCUUGCCAUGGAUGCCUGCAUAAACCUUGGUCUUUUGGAGGAAGGUUUGCUUUAUGGGAACAGAACUUUGGAGCCCUACAGGUUUUAUUAUUCUGGCUUCCAUCCUUUGAAGGCUGUCCAGAUGAUGAGAGUGGCUAAACUGCAGUACAGCCAAGACAUGUUUCCACAGGCCCUGGAAACUUUGAAGCAGGCUUUUGAUAUUAUGAAAGUGACCCAUGGGGCAGAGCAUAGCCUAGUGCAAGACUUGAUGAUGCUUAAGGAAGACUGUGAGGCUGGCAUGACUUUUGCGUGAGGAAGGCCUCUAAAGCUGAAAAAAGACUGCUCUUCAUGAGAAGAAGAUGCAGAAGAUAAAUGUCUAUGACAGCCUAUGUGGCCGUUAAAUAGCCAAUCGUGUACCUCAGAUCCCACUGAUCAGAGUCCCCACACAAGAAGAUUCUGUUUGCUUUGUUAUAUAAUGUCUGUGUUAUUACUUCUAAUUCUCUAAGUGAUGUUUCUCACUAGUUGAGCCAUUCCAGCAGAGGUAUGCCUCCUGCAAAACCAGCAUGUUAGCAAUUACUGGUAAAGGUACAAUUUAAUAUUAAAUACAUAGAGUGUGCUAAUUUGUGGAAAUAAUUCUAUCGUUGAUAGUGGCUGACAUUCUGAUUAAUGCAGCAUGUGGGCAGCAAAGGAAACACAUGUGUGCAGCUGCUACAUUCCAGUAAAGCAGUGCAACUACUUGUGUGGGUGGGUGCAGUUUUUGCCAAUCUCUCCUUCCCUCAGAAGUGCUCUAUACCACCCAAAAAUAUAUCUCUGAGGGGCUGUGCUGUAGGGGUGUGGACAAAACCAGCUGGCCCGGUUCAGUUUGAGUCCAAACUGGACAUGAACUGGACCGGGCCAAUUUGGUUCUGCAUACAGAACACACACUCACACACAUGUUCGGUUGAGUUUGGCGCGGUUCGUGACCCUUUAAAAAAAUUAUUGUUGCACUUGCCUUUUCUGGGGCGCUUCUCCAAGGCCACGGGGGGGGGGUCGACGGAGGUUCCUCCUCCCCCGCCGGCCUCCAUUAUGCUCCAAAUCUCCUGUUCUGGACCUCACCUCCAUCGCGGUGGUCAUUUUGAUGGCCACGCAUGCCAAAUAGGUCUCUGUCGAACCUGUUUGACAUUGAACCUUUUCACACAUCCUUACUGUGCUGUUUCAGAAGGAAGGGGAAAUGGGCAAAAAUCUUCCUUGCACACGUGGCCACACUACUUUGCUCUUGAAUGCAGCAGCUACACUUGUGCUUUCUUUGCUGCCCAAGCACUGUGUUAGGAUGCCAACCAGUUUGUUUGUAAGGUGCCCCACUUUGUCCUGGUCUAUAGUAUUAGAUGAACAUAAACUAAAACUCAGAGGUCCAAAUACUUCUAAACAUUGGAAGCAUUUUGACUCAACUUCACAACUAACAGGAUCUUUUCAGCAUUGGUUCCUGCUAUCCCAUGUUUUACUGUUUCCAGACAUGGAGUGACCUGUUGUAGAAUUCCCGCAUUUACAUUUUUUGAAAAGGUGGUUCUGUUUGGAAUGUCUGCCAUUAAUGUGUGUUAAAAAAUCUAACCUGCCAUUAGGGGGUUAAUUACAUUUGAACACACAACUUGGAUCUGAUAUUCUACAGCUUUUCCACUGAAUCAUCUGAAUAAUGCAGAUUUUACUCUAUUUUAGCCAAUUAAAGAUUGUCCUGGGAUAACAUUUUUGCUCUGUUGAAUAAAAUGAGAUAACCAUUGUAGUAAGGGUUCUAAUCUACAUUGUUAUUCAAGGAGUCAAUGUUCAGCCAUGCAUUGUUACCCAUGUUUCAUGUGCACAUGCUUUGGAAAACUGCUAGGCAGUUCUCACCUUUUCUGAUCCACAUGUAUUCAUAGCUGUACAUUCAUAACCACCAGACCUCCUUGAAUCAAGAAACUACCUUAUACCAGUUUAGAGCCAUAGUUAGUCUGCCUCUGGCAACAGCUUUCUAAAAUUUGAGACAUAGAUCCUUCCUAGCACUGCCACUUGACUAUCUUGAACAGGACAAUCUAGAGAUUUGAGGUGGGGCUUUGUAGAGGACUAGAAGUGGCAUCCUAGAGUCCAAGAAUCUUAUUGGCACAAGACAUUGCACUAUAAAACAAAAGAUAGUAAUGCCAAGACAGUAUGUUCCUACUUCAAAUCAAGGCCAGCUUCAGGUUAGGAGGACCCAGACAAGGAGACCUCUGGUGGACUUCCUACUGGGUCGGCCCCCUUCUCUUACCAUAGUGGCAGAAGAGGAUUUCACUUAUUCUUGGCAGACCAGCAGUAGCAGCAGCAGCGUUCUGUUGGGAAUGCUAUUGGGAACUGUGGGAGGAAAAAGAUGGCAGGCAGUAGCCAUUUGCUAGGGUGCUGUUGUUUCUGCUAUGUGGGGCACUGUGAGUGGGGGGAAACAUGGCAAGCAGCAGCCCCAGCAGAAUACUGUUGUUGAUGAUGUUGCUGUUGUUGCCGGCCCACCAAGAAUGAAAUAGCCUUGCAUCUACAGCUAUGUGAGGGAAGUGGGCCCAGCCAGCCAGCAGUUACCUCUUGCUAGUUCGGCUCAGUCAUCCAAGGGAUCAGGGCAGGUUCCAGCAGUGGCCUUUUGGCAGCUGCUCAGGGUGCCUUGUGCCGAGACUGGCCCUGCUUCAAACAGCAACUUUUGUGUGUACUAGUUUCCUCUCCCCACCCCUUUGUUCACUUCUCAGAAAAGUCUUUGAGCAUACACAGGGACAGGUGGGAGAGGGGAGGCAGAUUAAGAGAUCACUUCAGCUCCUAGUCACCAAAAGAACAAAAUCAUUUCUUGGAAAGACGAAGACUUGCUGCUGAGUGAGAUGUUUAGCCAAUCCUAUCUGUCACCUUUUGUUUUUAAC